Messenger RNA from Penicillium crustosum, 941 nucleotides. RefSeq lists its product as uncharacterized. NCBI's taxonomy places the organism in Eukaryota, Fungi, Ascomycota, Eurotiomycetes, Eurotiales, Aspergillaceae. The transcript is spliced from 2 exons. The record is from RefSeq and is a predicted model, not a curated record. The coding region runs from base 201 to 941 and encodes 246 amino acids.
CGAAAAGCCGAACUAGUCCGCCCUUGAUCUUCACAGGUUAUCGAUUUUGGGCACCCUUGAUGGCUCGGUCUUCCCCGUCCGCGCUGGGUCGCGGAGCUAUAAGGCAUUCGCCUCCCCCAGAAUUAUACACUAUUCCAACUCAGGUCUAAAUCCACUUCUAGUUUCAAACAUUCUUACUUUGUGCAUCCUAUCAACAACAUAUGUCGACUGUCGAACAUGUCACUCAGCAUGCAGGGUUCUGGAAGAGAGUGCUGGGAAAACUCUCAGCAUAUCGAUAUGCGCGAUCCUUAUUCUCGCGAACAACUCGCUCAAAACUUUUUGCCCUUGUUCCAGGAUCCGUCGAACGAGACGCUGAACGAAUUUCGGAUAGGCGCGACCGCUCUUAUGAAGAGGGGAUGACCAACCCAGAGGCUCAGUCGGUGUUGAGCGACGCCGAGUUUGGUCGCGUGGAUCCCACGGGCUGGUUCCCACACUACAAGAAUUGUGUUCAGCACUUCGUCGACUAUAGCCAACACACACCCCAAGUGCAGUCUAUUGCCGCGUUCAUCAAUAUUCGACUACCCUGUCAGCGACCUUCCGAAUCUAGCGCACCCAUGCCUGGAUCUACACCAUCAUCUUUUGUUUCGCUACGGCCAUAUAUUAGACGGUUAAUUGUCACGGCACAGGACUCACCGACGGUUAUGCAAGGCUUCUUCGGUGGUGAUUGGGAGGCUGGCGUGGGCUGUAUCUACAAACAAGAACGGGUGAACUAUAUGUUCACGGCUAAGAGCAGUGGGUGGGCAUCUACCAAGGCUGCCUACGACAUUUCUCCAGAUGAAGAGACUCCCUUCUUGAGGCCCCUGCGUGACCCCUCGGAGGAUGAGAUUCGAGUAGCCGAAGCACGGUGGAGCGAAUGGCUGGCAAUGGAGGAUUGGAUGGUCGGAGCGCGCAGUCCCUGGUAG